Molecule: messenger RNA, 1353 nt
Organism: Lachnellula hyalina
Lineage: Eukaryota; Fungi; Ascomycota; Leotiomycetes; Helotiales; Lachnaceae
Gene: asn1
Product: putative asparagine synthetase [glutamine-hydrolyzing]
Exons: 3
Coding region: 1-1353 (450 amino acids)
Cellular component (GO): cytosol
Molecular function (GO): asparagine synthase (glutamine-hydrolyzing) activity
Source: RefSeq, a predicted model, not a curated record
AUGUGCGGAAUAGUAGGAUGCCAUCAUGUUCCGGAAGCCAAAGCCUUCAAGCCAGAAGCUUUGAAAAUGGUCCGAAAGGUAAGACAUCGAGGUCCGGACUGGAGUGGAACUUUUAUUGCCAACAGAACCAUCCUUGCUCACGAGCGUUUGAGUAUCGUCGGUGUUGACAGUGGAGCGCAACCAAUUACCAACAAGGACGACAGCAUUGCACUUGCAGUCAAUGGCGAGAUCUACAACCACAGAGUCAUUCGGAAGGGAUUGAAGACUUCCUACCACUUCAAGACACAUUCGGACUGCGAGGUCAUAAUCCCACUUUACAUGCAAUAUGGUAUCGAUGCGCCCAAACACCUCGAUGGCAUGUUCUCCUUUAUCCUCUACGACAAAGCCCAAGACCGCGUAGUCGCCGCGCGCGACCCAAUUGGAGUCGUGAGUUUCUACCAGGGUUGGUCGAGCAAGAUUCCAGGAGCAACGUUCUUUGCGUCUGAGCUGAAGUGUUUGCAUGAUGUUUGCGACAAGAUUAUUUCCUUUCCUCCCGGGCAUAUCUAUGAUUCCAAGACGGACAAGACGACGAGAUAUUUUGACCCUACGUGGUGGGACCCGACCAACGUGCCUACAACGCCCGUCGAUUAUAAGCUGUUGAGGGAAACAUUUGAGAAAUCGGUACGGAAGCGGUUGAUGGCUGAAGUUCCAUAUGGCGUGCUCUUAUCUGGUGGUCUUGACUCGAGCUUGGUUGCUGCUAUUGCUCAAAGGGAGACGCUGCGAUUAAAGGCUGCUGCGCUGAAGCAGGUUGAGAGUGGAGAGGGGGACGAAAAGAUGGACGAAGAUCAUGGAGAGGGAUUAGUUGGCAUUGAUGACGAUAACAAGCUCUCGACGUUGACGUAUCUUCCUCAACUUAACUCUUUCUCCAUUGGACUUCCCAACGCACCAGAUACCAAGGCUGCCCUUGAAGUUGCCAAGUUCCUUGGCACAAAGCAUCACAACAUGACCUUCGAGAUUGAGGAUGGCCUGAACGCUCUUUCUGAUGUUAUCUACCACUUGGAGAGCUUCGAUGUGACCACGAUUCGCGCUUCUACUCCUAUGUUCUUACUUGCGAGAAAGAUCAAGGCUAUGGGUGUCAAGAUGGUUCUAAGUGGGGAGGGAAGUGAUGAGAUUUUCGGCGGUUAUCUAUAUUUCCACGCUGCACCAAGCAAGGAGGCUUUCCAUGAAGAGUGUGUUCGCCGAGUCAAGCACUUGCAUCUUUGGGAUUGUUUGAGAGCCAACAAGUCGACUUCGGCAUGGGGUCUUGAAGCUCGUGUUCCUUUCUUGGAUAAAGAGGCAAGAUUCCAAAAUCGAAUACCAGACAACUUAUACUAA